AUGUCACAGACCAAAACACUGAAGGUUCGUGUGACCCUCUUCUUCAUCCUGGUCGGGGGAAUGCUGGCCAUGGUGGCUGUGGCCACUGACCACUGGGCCUUGCUGAGCCCACACCUGGAGCACCGUAAUGAAACUUGCGAGGCAGCCCACUUCGGCCUCUGGAGGAUCUGCACCACGCGCGUUGCUGUGCAUGGCAAAGAAGACAGGAAUUGUGAACACGUCACGCUCUCAGGGGACAAGAACUGUUCCUACUUCAGACACUUCAACCCAGGAGAGAGCUCAGAGAUCUUUGAAUUCACCACUCAGAAAGAGUAUAGCAUCUCGGCAGCGGCCAUCGCCAUCUUCAGCCUCGGCUUCAUCAUUGUGGGCUCCAUCUGCGCAUUUCUGUCCUUUGGGAAUAAGCGUGAUUAUCUGCUGAGGCCAGCAUCCAUGUUCUAUGCCUUUGCAGGCCUCUGCCUUAUUGUCUCCGUGGAGGUCAUGAGGCAAUCGGUGAAGCGCAUGAUUGACAGUGAGGAUACCGUCUGGAUUGAGUACUACUAUUCAUGGUCCUUUGCCUGUGCCUGUGCCGCCUUCACCCUGCUCUUCCUCGGUGGGCUGUUCCUCCUGCUCUUCUCACUGCCUCGGAUGCCCCAGAACCCCUGGGAGUCCUGCAUGGAUGCUGAGCCGGAACACUAG
Molecule: messenger RNA, 675 nt
Organism: Onychomys torridus (southern grasshopper mouse)
Lineage: Eukaryota; Metazoa; Chordata; Mammalia; Rodentia; Cricetidae
Gene: Cacng1
Product: calcium voltage-gated channel auxiliary subunit gamma 1
Exons: 4
Coding region: 1-675 (224 amino acids)
Biological process (GO): calcium ion transmembrane transport; regulation of calcium ion transmembrane transport via high voltage-gated calcium channel
Cellular component (GO): membrane; L-type voltage-gated calcium channel complex
Molecular function (GO): calcium channel regulator activity; voltage-gated calcium channel activity
Source: RefSeq, a predicted model, not a curated record